AUGAGCUUGCGCCACGAGAGCCUCAAUAAGUACAAGUAUCAGGGUCUGUCCGGUGGUCGGGAAAUUCGGUUGCUCAAACUCUUUCCUGGCUCAAAAGGCUCAGAAUUGAAGUGCGAUCUUGAAAUCGUCAACAUUGACACCGACAUAGAUGACUGCUUAUGGUCAGCAAUUUCGUACUGCUGGGCCACAGAGUAUUGGCCGGACCGACCUUUUCUGCUACGAUGUGACAGCAGUGACACAGAGCGAUCUACUUUCCUAGAGGUCUCACGUACUCUCUUCAACUUGCUAACGCAGCUGCAGGACGAGGAGACACACAGAUAUCUUUGGAUCGAUGCAAUUUGUAUCAACCAAAGUAAUGUGGUGGAACGGAGCCAGCAGGUGAAUAUGAUGGGGGAGAUCUACGGUAAAGCGAACCAAGUCAUCGUCUGGCUUGGUCCAGAGGAUGGUCGAACACAGGCUGUCUUUGCCGCGUUCGAAUUGCUAGUCAGUAUGCGUACCCCGGAGAAUCCGCAAGGCAUGGAGAACGUCAUGGCUUUCGGCUCGAUUGACUUGGAGGAGUUUGAUCGCGUUGAGCCCGCGGGUGGUCCAAGCUUGACGCGGGAUAUGUUGGCCCUGUUCGACAGACCCUGGUUCUCGAGAGCUUGGGUGUUACAAGAGGUAGGACUGGGAUCCAAUGUCGCCGUGCUUUGCGGUUCCCAAAUCAUCAAGUGGCAAACCAUCGGUACUGCCGUCAUAUUCUUCAAUCAGAAAGAGAAGUCAUUAGUAGAGCACUUGAAGCGAUCGGCAGAUGUGAAUAGAGCUUUUCAUCUUUUCACCGCGUUUAGAAGAGAACAAACGCCGGGGACAACCAAGUUCCAGUUUCUAUGGGACCACUUUUUGUAUGUCCUGGACAACGCGCGUCCUUACCUCGCCACAGAACCUAGGGAUAAAGUCUACUCACUACUUGCUCAUUGGACUGCUCGGACAAAAGAAGGCACUUCCUUCAUAGAGCCAGAUUAUUCAAGGUCCCUCCUAGAAGUCUACCGAGAGGUCACGUUGCGGAUGAUUGCAAAAACCGAUAGCCUGGAGGUUCUUUCAGCUGUACAGCACGAUCCAGGCUCAAUCUUGCAAAAAGACUGUAAGUUCCCGACCUGGGUCCCACGAUGGGAUCAGUACUACAAUUGCCAAAUGCUUGGCCGCUACACCAGUAAGCACUUUGCGGGGGGCAAUUCACCUGCUUCUAUCAUACCGGUCGACGACAUCGAUGUUCUCAAAGUCCAAGGCAUCCUCUUCAAUAGAACCUGUUUCCAGUCAGAUGUUCUCAAGUCUGCGAAUUUCAAUCUUCCACCGAUGGCCAUAGAAGGACCGAACCCGGUUGCGGCCAUCUGGAUCGCCUGGGGAUUGGAUCAGAUCGAAAACAAUUGUUACCCACGGCUCGCUCCUCCCAGCAGUCCCAGUCUCUGGGCGGCGUACUACUCCACUUUUACAGCUGGAAUGACCGACCCACCUGAUGGCUAUGACAUGCUGGAGCCUGCAGCAGACUUCAAUGCUUACUGGGUCCACCUCUUCGAGAAUGAGUAUGCUGAGAUAGAAAGAAGUGAGAACGCGUCGGCAAUCCUCGAGGUAUCUCGCACACGCAGAAGUGCCAAAAAUGGCGAUUGGCGUCGAUUUCGUGAGGCCGCGGCUGGCGUAUGCAAUAUGCGGAGGGUUUUUAUGACAGAAAAGGCCUUCCUGGGCCUGGGCCCGGCUGUGAUGCAGAAAGAUGACAUUGUCGCCGUACUUUCUGGCUCGGAUACUCCAACUGUGCUGCGUCGCUGCGGGCGAUCGCGAUACCAGGUCAUUGGUGAGUGCUAUGUGCAUGGGUUGAUGCAAGGUCAAGCACGUAAUGCACUGCGAAAUGGCGCACUUAAGCUCUACGACCUAGAAUUGUGCUAG
Molecule: messenger RNA, 1914 nt
Organism: Bacidia gigantensis
Lineage: Eukaryota; Fungi; Ascomycota; Lecanoromycetes; Lecanorales; Ramalinaceae
Exons: 1
Coding region: 1-1914 (637 amino acids)
Source: RefSeq, a predicted model, not a curated record